GCGGUACUAACCUCUCUGAAACGUCCACGCUAUCCAGGUGGCAUCGGCCUCUCUUUGCGACCGCGUGUUAUCCACAGCCUGCGGCCAACACUGUCGUCGUCGGCACAGUCGUAUCCACUGUCCAUUCUCACCUUAACUGUGCCCAGCCCGUUGUAUGAAGGAGCAAGAUAGGGCCGGCAAGGAAGGCGAGGCACAGAAGAAAAGUUGGGAGUCGUACCUUCUGCUUUCUCAAAUCAGAGACAUUUAGAGCACGACAUUGCCUGUUAUUCCUAUCACACUGGCGCCGACAGAAGAGUCCCCCUUCUUUAAAUGGACGGUAAUGACCGUCGGCGCUCGCAGUAUGGUCAACCAUACCAGACCCCAUCGCAGUCGCGACCCCUGCCUGGACAAUCUAUGGGUCCACCUUCGAGCGAGCGGUAUGCCCAGUCCACCACACCCGCGAGAAGCGACGUUGGUCGGGCUUCGAUAGCCCGACCGUAUGUUCCUAGUUAUCCUGGUUACGGGUUCCAGGAGCAGCAAUACGGCACUGCGCAGAUGCAAGGCAGUAGCCCUAUGCAGGGUGUAGAAAUGCAGUAUCCACCUGCAUAUAUACAAGAUGCUUCAAGACAGCAACAAGUACAGGCUUCGCCUACUCAGCAGCAGCAACAACAAUAUGCGCAGUACGGCGCCGGAUCGAUGCUUCCCCCGGUUGGGGCUCAGUCGAUGUACGGUAAUAUUCCAUACCAGGAACGGCAGACUGCGAUCGAGGUAAUGGCAAGUCAAUUUGCAGUUCCGCAAUACAUGCCGCAUGGUGGCCAUGCAGGUAUGGGAGAAGUCGGGUCGAGUUCGUCCCAGUACAUGACAAGUCAGCCAGAACAAGCCGUGUAUGGUGCCGUGCCGGUAACACGUGCGCCUUUACAUCAGACCUACGCUGGUGGGCAGGUGGACUUCCCUGAAGUCGAACAACAAGCAACGCAAGCGCCAGUCGAGCCUGACGUCAACCAAGAGGCAUUGGACGAGGGCUUCAGAGAUUAUAGACAGCAGAUCCGGUCAGCAUUCGACUUCAUCGUAGCAGGCAGGGUGACGGAGGCCAGCGAAAGACUUUUGGCGGCAUCUCGCUGGUUGGUCAGCUCUAUCACUGCGUUAGGUCUACACCACGACGACGAAGGCAAACAUUCAGAACGAAUUGAGCUAUGGCGAGAACUCAAUCUCUGCUGGGAGGCAUUGGGUCAAAAGCAAAGAGAAAUUACAGAAGAGGCGUUGAGGACGACUAGGCUGCCAGCAGACAUUCUCUCCAGCGACAACAUUGUCAAUGUGGUUGACGAACUGAUCGGCUUGUGCGACCAAGUCGAACAAUACGGGCUUGUCGAUUUCGAAAUAGGCAUCUGGGAAGAACAAAUCACGCAUAUCUUCACCGUCUGUCUCGACCUCCUGCCUCGCAGUGGGCUUACGAGCCAAAGUGGUCGAGGACAGGCUGGACCGAGUUAGCAACAAACUCUUCAGCCAAAACAGAAAGAGACCGAGAGACCAACAGGACUACUGGUUACGAUUGAACGACCCAAGUUGACU
Exophiala viscosa is the source of this 1548-nucleotide messenger RNA. RefSeq lists its product as uncharacterized. The record is from RefSeq and is a predicted model, not a curated record. The transcript has 2 exons. Bases 310 to 1467 code for a protein of 385 amino acids. NCBI's taxonomy places the organism in Eukaryota, Fungi, Ascomycota, Eurotiomycetes, Chaetothyriales, Herpotrichiellaceae.